CAACAGCAAGGACUCAGGUCUGAAUUAGGACUGUAGGAUUUACAAGAGAAAUGGCUCCUCUAGAGACAGCGACGGGUCGCUUGCAGAGCAGGGCUGCAGAAGUGGGCUUCUCUUAGCCAGCUCAGAGGGGCUCCUUUUGAGCAGCUUGUGGGCUUCUAGAGUCGGUGGAAGAAGAAAGAAGCUGUCGAUGGAAAUCCCAAACAUCGUCAUCCUCCGCCCCGCUUCUGCUUCUUGUUUCUUGUUCGCGCCAGGAUAUCCUCUCGUCAGCGCCUCCAGUUCCGCAAAGGGCCAGCGGGGAGCGGAGCGCUGCCGAGGAGCCCCGCCGGGGCUUUAGCGUCUCCUCCGCCGGUACAUCAGGAAAAGAAGAUGGAAGAAGCCAUGGGAAACCACAGAAGGACUGCAAAUGAAAAAUGAUGUCUGAUCUCCUGUACUUCAAGAUUCCACGUAUGAGCCAGGGUGAUUACACAGUAAAAGCCUAAUGUGAAAGCACCCCUUGACUGUGAUCAAAGACUGGAAGAAUGGGGAUGCUUCAUUUCUUUUAGAAGUGGGCAUUUUACCAUAAUGGGAACGGGUAUCUCCAAAAUAAUGUCAACUUUGACUCAGCGGAAUAGUAUGAAGUACAACUCUACAUGUAAAGGGCAGAAAAACUUCAAGAGGAAGCCCGCAUUGUGUGAACUGUCACUGGACACAGAAACUACUUGCCCUAUCCAAGAAAACAUAAACAUCCAAGAAACUCAAAACAGUGAUGAGGAGGCUGAGGAUAUAUUUUACAGGUUUGUGAUUCUUCAUGCUGAUGAUGAUGUUGCAGAAGCUGUUAGAGUCCAGGACUUGCUGGAAAAUCGAUUUUGUAUUAAACCAGGGAUUAUCUUUGCAGAAAUGCCUAGUGGUAGACAUCUGCUUGAAAAUUUAAAUGAUGCUAUGAAUGGUUCUGCAUGGAUAAUUAUCUUGCUGACCGAAAACUUCCUGAGUGAACUUUGGUGCCAAUUUCAGUCAUAUACCUCUCUGUUUGGUGCAUUGACUAUUCCACACAAAUGUAGCAUGGUCAUACCAAUGAGGCCACGGAAUAACCCACUUCCAUGGGAGAGGACUCCUUUAAUUCUCCAGGCAAUUAAUGCACUCCAGGAAGAUAGCCCUGGAUUUGCUGAGCAAGUCAAGAAAACUUUCCAGGAGUCUAGAUACAAGCAACAGCAAGCAGUAUGGAGGUACAGCAAGAAGGGAAAGGCACAGAAACAGUCCGAAUGGUGAUUGUAUAGAGUUUCAGUCAAGUCAAAGGUACUUUAUUGGAGCAAGUGGUCUAUGAUAUCCAUGUCUAUCCUGGUUGCAUCAAACAACUGAUGGGGAGAGAAUUUAUUCUUCAGAUGGUGCUUCUUACGUUUACAUUCCAGUAGUCAGCUUUCUAUUUUGUCCUUCCAUCUUGAUAGCUGGAAGCACUGACUCCAUUAAAGCCCCAGAACCAAAGUUCAUAACUUGGCACAGCAGAUGGGCCUGGCAUCUCCAGUUAAAUGAUACUGGCUAGAAGGGCUGGAAAGACUUCUUUCUGAUCCCUUGAGAAAUCCCUGCCAAUCAGCAGAGAGAGUACCUGACCAGAUGGACCAAUUGUCUGGCUUGGCAUAAAGCAGCUUCUGCUAGAGCAAGACAUUUUUUCCCCUCAGAGAUAAAGGACAUUUGAAGAGAGAUCAGUGUUCAGGCUAUGUAAACUCCUACUUCCAUCUCUCAUAAACAGGUUUUGUAGAGUUUUGUAUUGCUUCAGGAACCUGAAAACCCUGCUCAACCUGAUGCACAUGUCCCUGUAUGCCAGUCUUCCCUCAUCUGAAUGUGUUGAAUUAUAACUCUUAUCACACCCAGUUGGUGGGGAUGGUGGAACUGGUAGCCCAACACAUCUCUUAAAAUAUUUUCUGCCCCCAUCCUUCUGACGAGGUCUGCCAUGGCCUUAAUCUCUGUUCAUCUAUAUUGCAUUGCCCAGAUCCCUUGAAAGUUCACAAUAGCAAAUUUGUGUCUGGUCUUCCAACAUUUGAGAAGUUUACUGUGCUACUAGAUUAGAACUGAGUCUAAGCUGCUAAACACUUUUGUUGGAAGUGCUCUGUUCUCCCUUUCAUUAAUAAUUAUUACAUAAUUAUUCAGUGCAAUAAUGAACCUCUGUUUGGCUCCGACUGGCUCUAUCACUUCUGGGAUGCUCUGUUGGAACAGCUGAGCUACAAACCAUUUUUUGAAGGAACACAGUGGUGUUGUAAAGUUCUAUGAAGUUUUGAAAUAUAGGCAGUUUCAUGUGUUCUGUGAAGCUGAAAUGGUAGCAAGUGAAGAGUCAUUCAGUUAAAAGCUUGUCGGCAGCUUCCUUUCAUUUCUUACAUAAUGGUGUGUUGAGCAAAGUCAUCAAGAUCUCUGAUAACGACUAUGGCUACUUCAUGGAAAAACUCUGUUUAUUCACUAAGAUUAUCCUCUGGGGCAUUUGAAAAGAGCCUCCAAGUUACAGCUGCAACUCAAAUCAAAUAACCAUUUGUCUGUGAGUAAUGGUAACAAGAGUUGCCUGGUCCUUUCCCUCUGGUCUUUCUUCAGCACCCAAGGUACUGAUAUCUGACAAUAAAUCAAGGUUAUACUGCAACUGCUCUUUGCUUUCUUCAAUCGCUGCAGAUUGCUUCUCCCCACACACCCCUGGUGGGAACAGGGAAAAGAUCUUCCCUUUCUUCUUUUUAUACAGCCAGGAUAUUAAAAAAGGACUUAUCGGCAGGGGCUCUUCUGUCAAAGGCCUUGCUGCAACAUGAUCUUACCCACAGGAAUAUUAAAUGGGUGGCACAUUGACCCAUUACAGUGAAGGGCGUUACUACCCAUGACUGUAUCAACCCUGGUCUGAUAUCUUGAACUGCCUGCUGGAGUGGUGUGGUCAAUUCAUUUCUCUCUAUUCUUCUACCUCAGGCAGGCAUCAUUGUACUAGCUCCUGAGCAGAUAUCUAGCAAUCUUGUUACUUCAACAUAUGUAAAAACUAAAGCUAGAGGUUCUAGUCACUACAGCUUGAGUUGAUUAAUCAGCAAGGUCAACUUUACCUGGUGACGCUAUACGUAAGAACAUAGCUGUUUGAGAUUAUUUUGUUUCUGGUAUGUUACUGUAAGGAGUGAGGAAAAUGAUGACCUUUCCUUUUAACAUUAUGUGCUAGAUGUUAUAUAUUAAACUGUAAAUAUACUCUCCCAUACUUUAAAAAGGUAGAAGCUUGGUUAAUAUGCAUGCUUAAUCUUGGGACUUUUAAUACUUGAAUACCCCUUGAAACUGAAGCUUUACCGUUUUUAUUUAUUAUGUAGUUUUAUUGUGUUUAUUAUGCUGUUUUACUGUUUUAUUUGGAAUGGAUUGCAUUUUACUGAUAUUUGCAAAUUGCCUUAGGUAAAAUCUGCUAAAAGAAAUGAGUGUAAUAUUGUAAUACAUAACAUGCAGUUUAAAUAAAUGUGUGUAAUAAACUAAUAGCAGUCAUCAAAAGUUAAUUGUCUAAAUAAAUUGUAUUCAUUUGACAGUCCUAGAGAAGAUGCCCUUCUUGUGAAGCUCAUAAAUGUCAGAGCUUGCUUCCCAAUCCUUCUAUGUGGUUGCUAUGUGCCAUCAAGUUGUCUCCGACUUACGGUGACCCUGUAAAUGAAAGGCCUCCAGAAAGUCCUGUCCAUGACCAGUCCUUCUAUAUUGCACUUGAAACUGAGGCACGCCUAGAAUAACUUUGGCUAUCCUGUUUCCCUGUAGUAGCACCUGACAAGGUGGGGCAGGCAGUGGUAAGUGGCUGUAACUUCUGAGCAGCUAUCAACAGGGAUGUAUGUCUUUCUUAGUAGAUUAGGCAGUGCAAGUGGGAGAAGCAGGUAUACAGCUGUUAAAUGGUUAGCAGCACAGGGCAGUAACGCCACUGACCUGGGCUCAGUCACCAUUUCCAUGACAGUUCUUUAUAGUACUGCCACCAUGUAUGGAGAAACUGCCCUUUCACUGGGUGAUACCACCUACAAGGUUCCUUAUUUUUAGCAAAUGCCUAACUUUUACGACCGAAGGAACUCUCUGCCAUUAUAAUUCAGAGUUCCACAAGCCAACCCCUUUCUACUGCCACCGAUUCUCUUAGAUUACUUUCAAGCCUCCUAGUAACCUAGCUUAUUAAAUGAUUUUUUUGUAUAUAAGGGGAUACUAUCUAUAUCAGGUCUUUCAAAAGACUGCUUGCGGAUAAUUCUUAAGAACGCACAAAUUAGUAUUAUUUAUACAAGGGUCUUAGGACGUAAGCCUGUGGCCACUGGAUAUUGUUUAGGGAGCCAUAGGGAAAUUCAGAACCCCAAGUCCAACCUCUGAAAACACUUCAUGUUUGAAGCUGGGGUGCCAAACUUGGUUCACGCUCCCUCUGCCCUCUGGCCAGUGCAGGUCUUUGUGUGCUGCCUACUGUCCAAAGCUGCAAGUGCAACUUCAGAGCCGGUGCUGGAGGGGGCAGAAAAGGAAGGAAUGAUGGGAUACGUAGAAUCCUGGCAGUCCCUCAGCCACUGCUGUUUGCAAAUGCGUGAAACACUUUGAUGGCUAUGAUCAGUUGUCUAAAUGUUUUGCAGGGUGAGAGAAACACAGAGGCAAGAACUGGUUCCUCCAUUGGAUGCCUGAGAUACUCUCGAGUUCAGAAGGUUAGGGGCAGUGACAUUAGAUGCACCCUUAAUGACCUCAGGCUGAGUGCUCUAAACUUUU
Messenger RNA from Varanus komodoensis (Komodo dragon), 4677 nucleotides. It is a transcript of the gene TICAM2, whose product is annotated as toll like receptor adaptor molecule 2. The record is from RefSeq and is a predicted model, not a curated record. Gene Ontology annotation, molecular function: protein kinase binding. Bases 562 to 1245 code for a protein of 227 amino acids. The transcript has 3 exons. Gene Ontology annotation, biological process: positive regulation of canonical NF-kappaB signal transduction; TRIF-dependent toll-like receptor signaling pathway; positive regulation of cytokine production involved in inflammatory response. NCBI's taxonomy places the organism in Eukaryota, Metazoa, Chordata, Lepidosauria, Squamata, Varanidae.